AUGGCGCGCAAAGACAAAGUCAAGCCGACCCAUUACCCCUUCAUACCAUUCCAUCUUCUGCGAAGCGCGCAGCUGGUGUCUUCCAUGGUAGUCGCGGGUAUCAUGUUCUACUUCCUCUGGCAUCUCACACAUGAUCACUACCGUCUACCGUGGACCUUCAUUCUGCUCCUCGCAGUCUCGCUAUUAACAAUACUUGCCUUGUCGACAACGAUAGUGCUCCACUGUUGCUGCGGAUUAAACCCUCGCUUGAACGUCUGUCUCAAUGGCGCCCUUCUCAUUCUGUGGUCCGUUGGGUUCGCCCUCCUGGCUUGGUGGAGCAGCGGCACCCUGUCCCAUGUGUGCAAUAAAUCCAACUGGGAGGACGAAACCGGCAUUAUGAUUUGCAGAAUCUACAAGGCGCUCUUCUCCUUCACAUUGCUUGGCUUCGUUUCCACCCUCUCAGCCGCAUGCCUGGACAUAUAUGUCUUCCGACGCGCCACCUCCCGCGGCAAGUAUAAUCAAAUGCAAAACGUGGACCACAAGGAGGCUUUUGAUGCCCCAGACCACGUCCUCGGACUUGAUUCAGUCCCACUUCAAACACAGCGACCCUACAACGAUGACCCUACAAAUUCAUCCAACCGCGGAUACAGUGUACCGGAGGAACAAUUCCAGUACGACACUGGAUAUCGUGGUGCGAGAGUACCAUGA
Mytilinidion resinicola is the source of this 687-nucleotide messenger RNA. RefSeq lists its product as uncharacterized. Lineage: Eukaryota; Fungi; Ascomycota; Dothideomycetes; Mytilinidiales; Mytilinidiaceae. The record is from RefSeq and is a predicted model, not a curated record. The transcript has 3 exons. The coding region runs from base 1 to 687 and encodes 228 amino acids.